Messenger RNA from Fusarium redolens, 717 nucleotides. RefSeq lists its product as uncharacterized. The transcript is spliced from 3 exons. The coding region runs from base 1 to 717 and encodes 238 amino acids. The record is from RefSeq and is a predicted model, not a curated record. Lineage: Eukaryota; Fungi; Ascomycota; Sordariomycetes; Hypocreales; Nectriaceae.
AUGUCUUCAAGAGAGUACCCAGCCUGGUUCGGGCGGAUACAAGGUCUGAUGCAAGACCGCAUAGCACGUGGUCAGGGAGACAGAUACGGUGAUGAUCCCGAGUAUCCGUUCGAGCCCCAAGACUUUGACGAGGAUCUUUCUGAUUGUUCCAAUGAUAGUGAGGAAUCGUGCUUCCCGGAGAAAGGCUGCAAGUACGACAAAUACGACAAUUGCUCCGCACAUGACGCCGACGACCAAAGCUCAGAAUCAUCUGGACUGAGCGACUUCUCAAACGCCUCAACCACGGAGCUCAUGUAUUAUGCAAUGAAGGAAGAUCGAGAAGAUCGCAAGAUUGAGUUGAAGAAACAGAGGACACUGCUAUUAUGCGACGUGCCCAACAAGAUACAUCGAAUUCGACGCCCUGAGGAUUAUGACCCAUGGCUGAACUAUUCAGGCCGAAGAGGCCCAGUGGAAGGCCAUGUUUACUUGUAUCCCAGCACAAAGUUCCACAAGCUCAAAGCAGAUGGAGGUCGUCGAACAAUAGAUGUUCAGUUUUUUCAUGAUCACUUCUUGAUUCUCAAGAUUCAUCGUGAUCUCGUCUUUUCGAACCAGGGAAUAGAGCCACCGAAAGAGGCGCCGGAAAUCUUUACGUAUUAUGGUAUUGCUGAAGGCUACAAGCCCCCAGGUGAUCGGAGGAAGGAGAAGGCUAAGCGACGUCUCUCGGCAUCUCCUCAGUGA